AUGCCCAAAAAGAAGGGUAACAAGGUGGGAAUGGCGGGAAGACGGCAGUCGAUGACCGCUCAAAUAACACGACAAGCAAGGCGGCUUUCAACUGUAAUCGCGCCACAAUUCACAAAAAUUGAACCCGUCAACAUAUUACAAAAAGUGGAAGGUGUCGAGAUACGGAUCAGCGACAUGACACAGUACCAACGAGCAGUGACCCAGUAUGUGACGAGAAACUCUGUACAAUUCGAUCCUAUCGACUUCGACAUCACCGAUCUCAGUGGUUGUCGCAUCAUGCAAGCCAGCCUCUAUCCGGAAGGCAUGAUGUUGAAUGAAGGAAAACGAAAAGUAUGCGAUGUGACGCUAGUGAAUGACGACGAUUCACCUAGCUUUAUCGCAAAAAUUUCACAUCCAGUAACGGGUAUGACGGUGUAUGAGAUGCGUGAAAUUGGUGACAUUGUCACGAUACAAGCAAAUACGGAUGAAAUGAAUGGUACUCGAAUCGAAGCGAUCCGACCCACAUGGCUCAACAUACUGUUCACUUGUGGAUGUGCUUUCACACGACAAAAAUGGAACCUGAUCACCCAUGACAUCGUCACGGCCAUUGUCGAGCCGAAGACCUCCUUUUUCGAAGAGAACUCCGUGAAAAUGGAGUGGGUGAUGAAUAGUGAGAACGAGCUUCGCGUUAUCGCCGUAUCGUUUGGUUUGGCGCUAAUGGUACGUGAAGCGUUCCCAUCACUCAUGCACAUACUCAAGGAAUUCCGUUCACGACGUGCAGUCGUAUAA
Messenger RNA from Ostertagia ostertagi, 768 nucleotides. Lineage: Eukaryota; Metazoa; Nematoda; Chromadorea; Rhabditida; Trichostrongylidae. The record is from the annotation of a GenBank genome assembly.